Molecule: messenger RNA, 194 nt
Organism: Sphenostylis stenocarpa
Lineage: Eukaryota; Viridiplantae; Streptophyta; Magnoliopsida; Fabales; Fabaceae
Source: the annotation of a GenBank genome assembly
AUGAUGACAUUGAGAAAGGAUGGGCUGGUCUUCAGUGUAUUCCAAGGGAAGUUUGGCUUGAUGAAAGUGGGAACCGGUUGAUGCAAUGGCCAAUUGAAGAGGUAGAAAAACUACAUGAUAAACAAAUUAGCAUAACUGGAGAGAAACUGUUUGGUGGAUCAGUUCUUGAAAUUUCAGGUAUCACUGCAUCACAG